UUGUACAGCAAGCAAAACCAGUGACUUGGUGGAUUCUCUGGGUUUUCUGAAACUCCAAGAAAUUAUCACAGACACCUGCCAUGAAGCUGUCAACUGCGUUCCUGCUGGUGACCAUCAGCAUGUGUAGUUACUCUGCUACUGCCUUCCUCAUCAACAGUUUGCCCCUUCCUGUUAACAAAGUGUUGCCUUUGCCUCUGGAUGUUCUUUCCUUACUGGACCCAUUAAAGCGCCUUCUGCAAACUCUGGGCAUUUCUGUUGAACAUCUUGUGGAAGGCCUAAGGAAAUGUGUAGAUGAGCUGGGGCCAGAAGCUUCAGAAGCUGUGAAGAAACUGCUGGAAGCGCUGUCACACUUGGUGUGACAUCAGGCUGAAGACAGAAUGAAGGUGAUGAUGGAAGUUGAGUGAUGCUUCCUCUCAGGCUGAAACUCAUUCUGCUCAGACGCAGACCUCACGUCCUAAUGAGGAGAGAGUUCCCUGAAAAGAAUGAAUAAAGCAAUGAAUAGAUUUUCAGCUUGACUUCAUUUCCAAGGACCUCCUAGACACGUUUCCUCUUGGAUCACAGACUAGAGAGCCUGUUGUUACAAAAAUUGUAAUAACCAUUCUCAGGAGACAACUUAGAAAAGAAAAAUCAGGUUUCAAACAUGUUUGACUGGCUCCAUGGCAGAAACAUCAAGGUAGAAGGGCGUGGUGGAGGGAGAAGCUGCUAAAACCCUGGCACUGGAGAAGCAGAGAGCAGAAGAGCCCAAGAGGAAGUGAUCAGGGACCAGAUAAAGGAUCAGAUAAAGUUUCUAAUGUCUCGCCCACAUGACUUACCCAGACGCACUCCAAAAGUGCUUUCCUAAACUCCUGUGGGUAUGGCAAGCCAAUCAAGUUGCUGUGAAGAUUAAUCACCCCAAAGUGAGUGGUUCUGCUGUGCCAUGUGUUCCUGACAAUGUGUCAUAUCACCUCAGUGGGGCCAAUGAACCAUGGGAGCCUCCAAAACUUUCAGUCAAAGUAAACAUUUUCUCUUUGUAAGUGUUGGUGUUUGUGGUAGUGACAGAAAGCUGGCCA
Messenger RNA from Fukomys damarensis (Damara mole-rat), 1049 nucleotides. It is a transcript of the gene Scgb3a2, whose product is annotated as secretoglobin family 3A member 2. The coding region runs from base 81 to 359 and encodes 92 amino acids. NCBI's taxonomy places the organism in Eukaryota, Metazoa, Chordata, Mammalia, Rodentia, Bathyergidae. The record is from RefSeq and is a predicted model, not a curated record. The transcript has 5 exons.